GGGAGGAGGGCGAUGGCGGCCAUUUUGAGCCGGGCCCGGAACGGAGGCUCGAUGGCCGGGCAACCGCUACUCCGCGGCGGGGACUGAGGAGGCCAUGGACGUGCGGCGGCUGCGCGUCAACGAGCUGAAGGAGGAGCUGGGCCGCCGCGGCCUCGAUACGCGCGGGCUCAAGGCCGAGCUGGCCGAGCGGCUGCAGGCGGCGCUAGAAGCCGAGCAGGGCCGCGACGGGGCGCUGGAUCCGCUGGCGGACGGGCAUUAUGGCACUCGUGGCGGUAUGCAUCAGGACAACAUGCAGGGAUACCACCAAACUUACGAGCGCUGCAACAUUAAGCAGGAGAAUCAGUCCGGGUAUGAGAGGAGGCCUCUAGACCACGAUCAUCCUGGCUUCCGCUCAGACAUGAAGCUGGAAAUGAAAUCAGAGGAGCCGGCCCUGGGCUACACCACAUCAGCCUCUGGUUACAACACACCUUCGAGUUACGGCGCACCCGGCCCUAACUACAACACCUCCACUUCGAGUUACAACGCCCCCCCCUCCAGCUUCAGCUCCUCUGACUCGAUGCAGUCCUGGCAGCAGCAACCACAGCAAGGCCGUAAGAGGCCAUUUGAAGAAACGAGGGGGCGCGGGUACUAUGAACACCGAGAGGAUAAAAGGGGCCGAUCUCCUCAGCCGCCUGCAGAAGAUGAUGAGGAAGAUUUUGAUGACACGUUGGUGGCCAUUGACACCUAUAAUUGUGAUCUGCAUUUCAAAGUUGCCCGGGACCGAUACAGCGGCUACCCUCUGACAAUAGAAGGAUUUGCUUAUCUCUGGUCAGGUGCACGAGCCACAUACGGGGUACGGCGAGGGAGGGUCUGUUUUGAGAUAAAGAUAAACGAAGAGAUCUCUGUUAAGCACCUUCCUCCCACUGAACCUGAUCCUCACGUAGUGCGGAUCGGUUGGUCACUGGAUUCCUGCAGCACCCAGUUAGGUGAGGAGCUUUACUCUUACGGCUAUGGAGGCACCGGGAAGAAAUCCACCAACUGCAAGUUUGAAAACUAUGGUGAAAUCUUUGCUGAGAACGAUGUCAUCACAUGUCUUGUGGACUUCGAGUGUGGCGACGAUAUUGAAAUGUCCUUCAUGAAGAAUGGGAAGUGGCUUGGGGUGGCGUAUCGCCUACGGAAGGAGACCUUGGGCAGCCGUGCACUCUUCCCUCAUGUCUUGGUGAAGAACUGUGCCAUCGAAUUCAACUUUGGCCAGAGGGAGGACACUUUCUUCCCUGUCCCGCCAGGCUUCACCUUCAUUCAGCAUCUUCCCCUGUCGGAGCGAAUUCGGGGGACAAUUGGACCAAAGAACAAAACGGAAUGUGAAAUCCUGAUGAUGGUGGGGCUGCCCGCCGCAGGGAAGACCACGUGGGCCAUCAAGCACGCAGCUGCCAAUCCGGGCAAGAAAUACAACAUCUUGGGAACAAAUGCCAUCAUGGACAAAAUGAGGGUAAUGGGGCUUCGCCGUCAGCGCAACUACGCCGGCCGCUGGGAUGUCCUCAUACAGCAAGCCACACAGUGCCUGAACCGCCUGAUCCAAAUUGCAGCCCGGAAGAAGCGCAACUACAUUCUUGAUCAGACAAAUGUUUAUGGAUCUGCCCAGAGACGAAAAAUGCGCCCCUUUGAAGGUUUCCAGCGCAAGGCUAUUGUAAUUUGUCCCACGGACGAGGAUUUAAACGACCGAACCAUAAAGCGCACUGAUGAGGAAGGGAAGGAUGUGCCCGAUCACGCAGUGUUAGAAAUGAAAGCCAACUUUGCACUGCCUGAAGCAGGUGACUUUCUGGACUCGGUGGUCUACAUUGAACUGCAGAGGGAUGAAGCAGAAAAGCUGGUGAGGCAGUACAAUGAAGAGGGCAAGAAGGCCGGCCCUCCACCUGAGAAGCGCUUCGACAACCGGGGUGGCGGCUUCCGUGGCCGGGGCGGUGGCGGUGGUGGCGGCGGCGGCUUUCAGCGUUUUGACAACCGGGGCCCAGUGGGAGGAAACCGAGGUGGCUUCCAGAACCGUGGCGGCGGCGGCGGCAGUGGAGGUGGCGGCGGCGGCAGUGGUGGAGGAUUCAGAGGAGGAGGCGGCGGUGGCGGCGGCGGCGGCAACAGCAGUGGAGGAGGAGGUGGCUUUAACAGAGGUGGCGGCUAUAGCCAGAAUCGCUGGGGAAGCGGGAACCGAGACAACAACAACAACAACAGCGUCAGCAAUCGGGGCAACUACAACCGCAACAGCCAGCAGCCAAGCAGCUACAGCCCGGCUCGAAACCAGAACACCUACAAGAGUAACAGCAGCACGGUCACCCCCGCCCCUCCUGCACCUGCACCUGCACCUGCACCUGCCCCAGCCACGAAUGCCCCUCCCAGUUCUUACAAUCCGGGGCCGCAGCAAAGCUACACCCAGCCCUACAACCCACCAUCCAGCUACAACCAAGGUGGUUACACUCCAAGUUACAACUAUGGGAGUUACAGCAGUUACAGCCAAAGCUACACCCAGCCCCCACCACCUCCACCAACCCAGCCAACCUACAAUCAGCCCAACUAUAACCAGUACCAACAGUACGCCCAGCAGUGGAACCAGUACUAUCAAAACCAGAGCCAGUGGCCCCCGUACUACGGCAGCUACGACUACGGGAGCUACACAGGCACCUCGCAGGGAGGUUCGAGCACCCAGUGAGGGCAUGGAGUCCUUGGAGGGAGCAGCUUGCUGGGUCACAUGGGGCAUUUCAGACUGUCUUGAGACCCUGGAGGGAUGUCUUCUUUGCCCUUGUCUCCUCUCUAUGGUUCUUGAGGGUAGCUGCGUUUUGACCUGUACAGCUAAAGGCAUGCUUCCUUUCCUUCGUUCCAUCCCCCAUGAGGAAGUUACAUUUCUUUCUUUCUCCUCGAUGAAGACAAUUUCCCCCCACCCCCUUUUUAUAAUUUCUCUGAUUCAAAGAGAAGCUAGGAUUCCAAGCCUCAUAUUCUUGUACUUCUUAGGCCAAGGUCCCCCCUGGUAUCAAGGUUUCUACAAUAGCCAGGGGCCAACUGUGGAUAGGUCCCUCUUAGGGUUUGUCACCUCCUCUUUCCAUCUUGCCUUGCACAACUCUGUUAGUGGUCAUAAAUUCCAGGCACUUUGGAAACUCUUCCUGCAGUUUGGUGUCACCUGUCUUUGAGGUGUUUUUAUCUGUCUUUUUCCUGCAAAUAACAAGCUGGGAGGGUGAAGAGAUGGCUGUCUUAUAGUAAUUAUGAUUUUUUUUUAGAUUUUUUUUUCUGUAACUUUUUACCGUGGGUUAGCAGCUGUUAAUAGUCUCUUCAAAGUAACAAUUCCUUUUUUUGCUCAAUUUAGGAGAAAACAGGGAGGGGGGAGAAUCAUCUUAAAUGUGUAACUUUUUAUACAAUGUUUAAGUUUCUGUAACUUUGCACAUGCUUUGUGUUGAGUUGAAUUGUAAUGGCUUUUUGUAUUUGGAGAAAAAAAAGAGUGAAUAUUGAACUUUUAAGCUCA
Molecule: messenger RNA, 3481 nt
Organism: Eublepharis macularius
Lineage: Eukaryota; Metazoa; Chordata; Lepidosauria; Squamata; Eublepharidae
Gene: HNRNPUL1
Product: heterogeneous nuclear ribonucleoprotein U like 1
Exons: 15
Coding region: 95-2677 (860 amino acids)
Molecular function (GO): protein binding
Source: RefSeq, a predicted model, not a curated record